Molecule: messenger RNA, 815 nt
Organism: Trematomus bernacchii (emerald rockcod)
Lineage: Eukaryota; Metazoa; Chordata; Actinopteri; Perciformes; Nototheniidae
Exons: 4
Coding region: 24-713 (229 amino acids)
Source: RefSeq, a predicted model, not a curated record
AGAGGAAAGGCAUCUUUGAACACAUGGUUCCUCCUUCACUUCUCACAGAGAGGAGAGGAGCAGCUAUGAGUCUAACUGCAGCAGCAAGUGGAUUAGUCGUCUUCCUGCUCUCUGUGUCAGCGGUUCAGGGUCAGGGUGGCUGGGGAGUGAGUUACACUUCUACUGAGAUCUGUGCAGUGAAAGGAUCAACAGUGGAGAUAAACUGCAGCUACACAUACCCAUCUAGAUGGAAAGGUCGUGUUAACACAUUAGAGAAAACAUUCUGGUUCACUAAAAAGAAAGAUGGUGAAUUGUUAGAUCUGACCACAGUCUCAGAGUAUGCAGGUCGUGUAGAGGAUCUCUGUGGAAACAACAUCUGCACUCUGAGAAUCAGAAACCUGACAGAGAGCGACUCAGCUAAGUACUGGUUCAGGUUUGAAACAAACCUAGCUGGAUACUGGGGUAAUCCUGGAACCACUCUGUCUGUUACAGAUCUCCAGGUGCAGGUGAACAGAUCAGGAUCGUCUACUCUCCUUCAGUGUCUCAGCAGAUGUUCACCUGGUCAAACUUCCUACAUCUGGUUUAAGAACGGACAGGAAGUGAAGGAAGACACAUCUUCUUAUGCAGACUUCAGAUAUGAUUCAGCAGACAGUUAUUCCUGUGCUUUGAAGGGAUAUGAGGACUUCCCCUCUCCUUCAGUGUGUGAGUUUACUCAAAGUCUUCCACUAACAUAAUAACAUUAACAUACAGUAUAACAUAUAUCAUCAUUGCACUCAUGUAUCUAUUUACCCACCAGAGGUCACCAGCAGACAUGGCAGUGUCCAAAGACACUGAAC